AUGGCUGGGGCGGGACUAUCGAAGCGCGGUGCGGCUAAUGUCGACAAGAUCAUGCCGGGGAUAAGUGCUGCUUUGCUCGAAAGAACGAAGCCCACUGCUCCCCGUAUUGAUCUCUCCACUGCCGAGAACUGGCUGCUGCGAGACGAGAUCAUCGAAUUAACCAAAGAUGGCAUACGAGAUGGACUGAAGCCUCAUCAUCUCUCGUAUCCCAACGAAUUUGCGGGUGACGCCGACCUUAUCAAGGCUCUGGCAGCUUUCUUCAAUAAAUACUUCCAUCCUCAUAUCCCCGUUGAGCCUGACCAUGUUGCAACCGCGCCAGGGGCAGCGACUUGUCUGAAUACUUUUCUCUACAACACCUGCGAGCCGGGAGAAGGAGUCCUCGUACCCGCCCCCUUUUGGAAUGGAUUCGACUGGCUUUUCACUGCUCGGUCGUCUGCAGUGCCGGUAAUGGUUCAUGUCGAGAAGAGUGAAGAUACCCUCACUGCUCAACUGAUCCCAGCCCUUGAAAAGGCGUACAGCGAGUCCAAAAUCCCGAUUCGAGGCCUUUUGCUCACUAACCCUCAUAACCCCUUCGGCCAGUGUUAUCCAAAGUCUGUACUGGAGGACUGCAUCAAAUUCUGUCAUGGCAAAGGUAUUCAUUACAUUUCAGACGAGGUCUAUGCGCUCUCGUCAUUUGAGAAUCCUGAGAUCCCAGACGCUGCGCCUUUUGUGUCUGCACUGCAAAUCGAUGUAGCCAGGCUCGGCUGCGAUCUUUCGCGAGUGCACACCUUCUGGAGUACCAGUAAGGACUUUGGUUCAAAUGGAUUCCGGGUGGCGAAUAAGGAGAUGCAUGUUGCCCUCGCUCUAGCUUCCAACACAGAGACAAGCAGCCUUGCUGCAGUCGCUUCAACAGCACUUCUCACAUCACCGAAGCUGCCAGAUCUUCUACAGUUGAACUCCCAACGCCUGAAGGAGGCAUAUACUACCAUCACAGACUUCUUUAAGAGAAAGGGUAUUCGCUACAUUCCUGUGAAUUCAGCGCCUUAUGUGUUUGCACGACUGGUGCCAAACGCACAAUCUUGGGAGGAAGAAAGCUUUAUGAUCGGUCAGUUAAAGCUAGCUGGCGUCGUCGUUAGCAGUGGCAAGGCGUACCAUGUUAAUGAAGAAGAGAAAGGAUGGUGCAGGAUGACAUUUGCGCUGGAGAGAUCCAGGUUGGAGGAAGCCAUUAAGCGCAUGGAGACUGUCAUCGGCCAACAGGAACAUCUGCACCCGGCAAACGGCUCGAUCAUUCCACAUCUGCUACUCCUAGCAGCGCAGUUACUGAUUCUCGCCGGCCCUCGUCAGCUCCCCGGACGCCGAAUAGUAGCUGCGACGGUAAUUCUCACGCUGGCAGUGGUAGCCCAAUGCAAUCGAUUUACCAACAACCCAGGACUUGCCAACCUCUUCGCCCUGGCGUGGCCUCACUGGCUCUCGGCUUUGGAAAAGACCGUUUUUGCAUCCCCAGGAGGACCCGAAAAUGAUCUAUGGAGAAUAGACCGUGCCACUAGAGAAGCUAUUGCAUGGCCAGCUCUGGGUUGGAGGAAGAUAAAAUGGGCAGUGACCAUUCUGCUGAAUCUCAGGGGUAUCAGAUGGAGCUACCAGGUCAAAAAUGUUCCUCCGGUUGCAGGUUUGGACCGUAUGAGCCGUGUACGAUUCCUGAUAUGGCGUCUUACUGAGUUCGCCUUGGUUAUAUUGAUGGCGGACCUGGUUUCACAGAUGGGUCGCCGUCUUUUCUUCAGCAAUGCUGCUGGCGUUGUGGGAACUCUGGACUCCAAGUAUAUCACUGUCAGCGACCAUCGAUUGGGAUGGAGCUUCCUGAAGGCCUUGACUUUUGGACUGGGGCCAUACUACUUUAUCAACAUGCAAUAUCUUGUUGUCUCCAUUGUGGCCGUAGCGUUGGGUAUCAGUCGACCAUCACUGACAAGCCAAAAGUCUCUUAGCACGAUCACCGGCGCCUUUGUCGAUGCUGUAGGCAUCCACCGGGGCACAAACGCAUCCUCCUAUACCCAGCUUUGGCUGGCCUUCACCAUCUCGGGUGUGAUGCAUGCUCUUUCACAGUUGUUGAUGCCUCGACCGGCAAACAUCACACCCGGCGAGAUCGUUAUUGGCAUCUUCCUCUUCUUCCCUUGUCAGGCGGCGAUGAUCACAGCUGAGGACUUCGUCAUCUGGCUGUGGAAGAAGCGUCUCGGCCUGCAGACGCCACUAUGGGCGCCGGCCGUGGGCUAUGUCUGGGUUGUCUGCGCUCUCUGGUUCUCGCUCCCCUUUGCGGGCGAUGCCAUGGUCCGUUUGAAGAUGGGAGAGGUGUCUCCGCUGCCCUUUACGCUGGCGGCUCCUCUAGUCCGCAUGAUCCCGGUUCCAUAA
Molecule: messenger RNA, 2379 nt
Organism: Trichophyton benhamiae CBS 112371
Lineage: Eukaryota; Fungi; Ascomycota; Eurotiomycetes; Onygenales; Arthrodermataceae
Product: aminotransferase GliI
Exons: 6
Coding region: 1-2379 (792 amino acids)
Biological process (GO): amino acid metabolic process; biosynthetic process
Molecular function (GO): transaminase activity; pyridoxal phosphate binding
Source: RefSeq, a predicted model, not a curated record